UGGAGAGAAAAACUACGAUGCUCGGAUCAUCAAGAUGAAGUGCGAUCAGGCCUGAUCGUAGGCUUCUCUGGGCUUUUUUAAAAAGAGCCAGUACCCUUCAAUGUUGGAUGUCGUGCUAUGACAACGUCACUGCUUCUCCGUCCGCGCUGGAUCGACCCGUCGGUGAUGUUCCUCUACGACAACGGCGACGGCUCCGAUGAAGUGAGUAAGAACAUGGAGGGCUUUGCUGGUGGCAACUUUGCGGCAAACCAGUGCAGAAAUCUGAUGGCGCAUCCCCCGUCCCUGGCACCCAGCACCACAUACUUGUCCAGCGACGUGCCCGCCUCUGGUAUGGGGGAGCCGGUGAAGCAGUGCAGUCCGUGCUCGGCGGCCCAGAGCUCUUCCAGCGCCUCGCUGCCCUAUGGAUACUUUGGCAGCAGCUACUAUCCGUGCAGAAUGUCCCAUCACAGCAGCAUGAAGUCGUGCGGUUCGCAACCCCCCUCUGCGUAUGGGGAUAAAUACAUGGACUCCUCCGCGUCUGCGACUGACGACUAUACGUCUCGGGCAAAGGAAUUCGCUUUCUAUCCCACGUAUCCUUCUGGUCCGUACCAACCUGUUCCGAGCUAUCUGGAUGUGCCCGUGGUGCCCACUAUCAGUGCGCCGUCGGAGGCCAGACACGAGACCCUGUUGCCCAUGGAUAGCUACCAGCCGUGGACUCUCACCGCGAACGGUUGGAAUAGCCAAGUGUAUUGUGCCAAAGAGCAGCCACAGGCAGGACAUAUCUGGAAAUCCUCUAUACCAGACGCGGUGUCCCACGCAGCGGGGGACGCGGGCUCAUACCGACGUGGACGGAAGAAGCGCGUGCCAUACACCAAGGUGCAACUGAAGGAACUGGAGCGAGAGUACGCCGCCAAUAAAUUUAUCACCAAGGAUAAGCGGAGAAGGAUAUCGGCUCAGACUAAUCUCUCCGAGAGACAGGUUACAAUAUGGUUUCAGAACCGACGUGUGAAGGAAAAGAAAGUGGUCAACAAAGUGAAAAUAAUCAGCUAGAUAUUUUUUCUUUUUGGCGGAAUAUAGGCCUGUCCAUUGGAAAUUAAUACAUACGCACGGGCGCGCACGCGUGCGGGCUAACUCCCCUGUCUCUCACACACACACACACACACACACACACACACACACACACACACACACACACACACACACACACACGCACACACGCACACGCACACGCACGCACAAUGAAACAGUCCACAAUUCUGGAUUUAUCGAUUGGGAGGGCUAACUUUUUUCGAUUAUUUGUUUGAUGCACGUGAUUCACCAGAAGUUUUGGAACCCAAUUUCCUUCUAUAAUGCUCGGUUCUCUCUUUUCCUUCGUGUUGUAAAAUAUGUUUGACUGAGUCCGCAUGUGGAAAAAUAUAUGUGACAUUUCUCUCUGAGCUCAGGAUAUCAGACCUCAUGAAGGCUGUCCUAUGCCAUUGAGAUUUUACUUUUCCAAGUUUAACGAGAGUGUUAAAAGCGGAGGUUCACCGGAUUACAUAAAGCAUUUGGACUUUUGGUAGCCUACAUUUGACUAAUAAUAGCGUCCAACGCCUCUCCAAACAAGCCACACGGUUUACUUCCAAGAUUUAUUUUUUCAAAUGGACCCAUGCUUCCGUUCAUAUUCAAUAUAUGGUGCAAUUCUUAUUAUAAUGCAUAGAUAAUCGUCCGGAAUAUGUCUUCAUAUUAAUUAUUGCUUUUAUAAUGUGUGCCUAUUCAUUGUUGUAUAUAACGUAAAUUUCGGCAUGGUUACU
Messenger RNA from Gadus chalcogrammus (walleye pollock), 1769 nucleotides. Its product is annotated as homeobox protein Hox-A13a. The coding region runs from base 118 to 1029 and encodes 303 amino acids. The transcript is spliced from 3 exons. The record is from RefSeq and is a predicted model, not a curated record. Gene Ontology annotation, molecular function: DNA-binding transcription factor activity, RNA polymerase II-specific; RNA polymerase II cis-regulatory region sequence-specific DNA binding. Gene Ontology annotation, biological process: regulation of transcription by RNA polymerase II. NCBI's taxonomy places the organism in Eukaryota, Metazoa, Chordata, Actinopteri, Gadiformes, Gadidae.